Messenger RNA from Salvia miltiorrhiza (redroot sage), 1600 nucleotides. RefSeq names its product pyridoxal reductase, chloroplastic. Bases 123 to 1235 code for a protein of 370 amino acids. The transcript has 8 exons. Gene Ontology annotation, cellular component: cytoplasm. The record is from RefSeq and is a predicted model, not a curated record. Lineage: Eukaryota; Viridiplantae; Streptophyta; Magnoliopsida; Lamiales; Lamiaceae.
CAAAUUAAAAAAAAGAUAUAACUAUUUUCAGUUGGUGGCGCCUUUGCUCCUUCCAUCUCUUAUCCAUCUUCAAAGACACCUUAUUUUUCCUGCUUCAAAGAAGCAGCGAUCUGAACAAAACUAUGGCUCUCUCAAUCUCAUAUCCUGCGCCCACGGCGCACAUUAGCUGCUCUGCCUCUUCCCGGAGCUCCACAGUUCCCUCUGCUUCCCUGCUGAAAAAUCUCAAGCCCCCUCGUUUCUGGCCAUGGCAAAAGGUAAAGGUAGGAUCUCUGAGUGUAUCUCCAAUGGGGUUUGGAACGUGGGCUUGGGGCAAUCAGCUUUUGUGGGGUUAUGAAGAAUCCAUGGACGCUGAGCUUCAGCAGGUUUUCAAUCUUGCCGUCGAGAAUGGGAUUAAUUUGUUUGAUACAGCUGAUUCCUAUGGCACCGGUAGAUUGAAUGGGCAGAGCGAGAAGCUUCUUGGCAAGUUUAUCCGCGACUUUCCAGGGAAUAAGCAGGUGCGGGAUAAGAUAGUGAUUGCAACGAAAUUUGCUGCAUAUCCAUGGCGCCUCACGCCUAACCAAUUUGUGGGUGCUUGCAGGUCUUCAUUAGAUAGGCUCCAAGUGGAUCAGAUUGGAAUAGGGCAACUGCACUGGUCGACUGCGAAUUACGCUCCUCUCCAGGAAGGAGCUCUUUGGGAUGGUUUAGUGGCAAUGUAUGACAAGGGAUUAGUAGGAGCAGUUGGUGUGAGCAAUUAUGGACCAAAGCAGCUACUGAAGAUAUACAAUUACCUUGAAGCCCGCGGAGUGCCCCUUGUCUCAGCUCAGGUGCAAUUCUCAUUGCUGAGUAUGGGAGAAGAUCAGAUAGAGAUGAAGAGGAUAUGCGACUCUCUCGGGAUUCGAGUUAUCGCUUACAGUCCUUUGGGACUUGGCAUGCUUACUGGAAAAUAUACUCCUUCCAAUCUUCCAACUGGACCGCGGGGGUUUCUAUUUCGACAAAUAUUGCCAGGGCUCCAGCCUCUCUUGGAUUCUCUAAAACAGAUUGCACAAACAAGGCGAAAAACCACAUCCCAGGUUGCUAUAAACUGGUGCAUCAGUAAAGGUACAAUCCCCAUUCCUGGGGUUAAGUCGAUCAAACAAGCUGAAGAGAACAUGGGAGCUCUCGGUUGGCAACUCAGUUCAGAUGAGAUGCUACAGUUAGAAUCUGCAGCUCUACAAUCUCCCAAAAAGAUGGUACAGAACAUUUUCCAAACUAGGUAAAAUGCAUCUCUUGUUUAUUUCCAACUUGGCAAAAUACAUAGCAUUACACUAAGUGAAGCUAAUUUGUUACUCAACUACAGAUGAAUCGUACAUCACCAGCCGCAAGUAUAUUCAAUUCAAAUGGCAGAUUUUCAAGAGUUAUCAAGAUCAAGUUACUCCUGGCAAUGCAAACUUAGAUAUAGAGCAACAAAUGACAAUUCGUGGCCAUGCAAACUUAGAUGUAAGGCAACAAACAACAAUUACAAUAGCAAGUGACAGAAUCAAUACAUCAUAUCGGCAGAAGCGACUGAGAAUAUUUCUAUUUAUCAAAAUAAAUGUACAUUCAAACUUGAAAAGAUGCAAGAACGUGAAAACAUCAAUUCUCA